Molecule: messenger RNA, 1563 nt
Organism: Penicillium pulvis
Lineage: Eukaryota; Fungi; Ascomycota; Eurotiomycetes; Eurotiales; Aspergillaceae
Exons: 3
Coding region: 112-1563 (483 amino acids)
Biological process (GO): mitotic spindle organization
Cellular component (GO): dynactin complex; cytoplasm
Source: RefSeq, a predicted model, not a curated record
UCAGGGUGCAGUAAGGCCUAAGGCUGUAAGGCAUCAAGGCGGAGCUACUAUCCAUCAUCGCGGGCAGCUAUAGUUAAUCGCGUUGUUGACCUCCACCCCCAAUUCAUAGUCAUGGCGUUCAACAAGAAAUACGCUGGUCUUCCAGACUUGGACCCUGCUCCAGAUAUUUAUGAGACCCCUGACCUUACCGAUGAAGCGUCCACCGUUCCCACCGGCACCAUCCGCACAGAUUCAGACCACGAUGACGCCGGUUCCAGCUCCGACAUCGAUCGGGAAGCAGUCAACGCCGACCAGGCGCGCGCACAUUUUAUGGGAGCUGCAGUCGACGCUCGCGACACCAAUUUCUCGGACAGUAUUGCAAUGAAACGGCAAGCAUAUCGGAGCAAAGAUAAGAGCCAGCGCCGACGGCGGAGACGCGAGGAUGGCACCGAAGAGGUUGGAGAUUUGAGCGACAGUGAGGACGAGUCAAUUGAGCGGCGGCUUACUCGUCUGCGAAGAGAGGUGGAAGACUUGAAGAUGGAGAUGGCGAACAAGUCGGCUCUGGAGAAGACAGUUGUGGAGAGUACACCUGCUGGGACAUCUCAAGAGAGGAAUGACUUGGGUGAUGGGGUAGCGGAGCUGAGUAGGGCAUUGGAUAACCUGCACGCUUCCUCUAGAGGUGUUCCGAAUGCCUCCUACUCUGCCGCUGCUUUGCUUACCCAGAAACUUGGAUCAGAGUCAUCAGCGCCUAACAAAGAGGACGGUCAAAAACAAUCAAAAUCUCAGCCCGAUGGACCUACGGCGGCUUUCACCAUGGCACAGGCACAGGCAGGCAUGCCCACGGCUGGGAUUCUUUCUCAUGCGGCAGCAUUUGAAAGCCGUUUGGCGCUUCUCGAAGCAUCAAUGGGUAUCUCAAGUGCUUCCAACCCAUUCGUCGGAGAUGGACUCAGCGAGCCUGCUCUACAGCCCGUUCUUCCCGCUCUCGACCAACUGACCUCACACCUCGGUGCUCUAACUGGUCUCCUUGUGGGAACAAAUCCAACAGCUGGAACACCGACAGCCGUGGCCGGAAUGACAACCCCCCAUCUUGAAGCACUUUCCUCCCGCGUCCGCAAGUUAACGACAGACGCUGAGGCCCUGGCAUCAGCCCGCAAGCGCGCUGCGGAUGCUGCCAAAACUUCACAAACAGCUCGCGUCGCCUCUACAGAAGAUACUGCUACCCCAGGUGCCGACGGCCCUUCUGCUGACGAUGAACAUACCGCUAAGAUCCACGCUUUGUACGCUACCCUCCCGACCAUCCAGUCCCUGCACCCUCUCCUUCCCAGUGUCCUGGAGCGUCUCCGCUCUCUCCGCGCCUGUCAUUCCGGUGCCGCACAGGCUGCAGACUCGCUGAACGAGCUGGAAAAGAGACAUGCAGAGAUGUCCUCAGAGAUUGAGCAAUGGCGCGAGGGUCUUGCGGCUGUCGAGGAGAAGAUGAGUCAAGGCGAGUCGGUGCUGCGCUCAAACGUCGAGACAGUUGAGCCUUGGGUGCGCGAGCUGGAAUCUCGUAUGGCGAGGUUGGAGGGACCCCCUGGUGGCUUGUAG